UCCAUCCCGCACUGGAGUUCGAGUCGCGACACAGUUCAGCCUAGUACAGACACACAUAACCUACAGAGAUGGAUCUCGAACAAAUGGGUCCCCAAACCUUCUUAUACGGUUGUGAACUCAAGGCAGGCAAGGAUGUCAGUUUUAACCCAGAGGAUGAUGAUUUUGAUCAUCAGUUAUCAGUCAGAAUGGCCUGUGUCGAUCCCGCAACAAAAGAUGAGCUGAACGUUGUGGAGAUUGAAGGGCAGGAUUCAGAGGGUCAGAAGGUCAAAGCAGUUCUGGCCACACUCAGGCCUUCCACCCUCCCCAGUGUGUCUCUAGUUGGGUUUGAGAUCACUCCACCUGUUGUGUUCCGUCUACGCUCUGGUUCCGGUCCAGUUCACAUUAGUGGACAGCAUCUCGUCAUCAUGGGAGGAGACCAGUCCUUUGACGAAGAGGAGGAGGAGGAGGAGGAGGAAGAAGAAGAGACAUUGACAACAGGCAAAAAGAGGCCAGCGUCAUUGACUCCGAAGCUUUCUAAAAAAAUUAAGUUGGAGGAAGAGGAUGAAGAUGAUGACGACGAUGAUGAGGAUGAAGAUGAUGAGGAUGACGAUGAAGAGGAAGAAAGCUUUGAAGAGUCGCCUGUAAAGGUAAAGAAGACCCCAUCCAAAGCACAGACCCCUGCACAGAAUGGGAAAGGACCCAAGCCCAAUACACCUGCCAAGCAGCUCAAGACUCCAGAAAAGAACAACAAGGGUGACAAGAAAGUACAGUCGCCCAAAACGCCACAGACGCCACGGGUUUUCACUGUCCCAGAGAUCAAGGCCAAGAUGAUGGCAAGUGUAGAAAAGGGUGUAUCACUACCAAAACUACAGCCAAAGUUUGAGAACUUUGUGAAGAACUGCUUCAAAGCCACUGAUGCAAAGGUCAUUGAGGAGCUCUGGAAGUGGAGACAGAACGUCAAGGAAAAGAACUGAAAAACUUUAUUUUAAGGGUUUUUUUUUUUUCAUGAUUUAACUUUGUUACCUGCAAUUUUAAGUUUUUUUAUCCCCCCCCCCCACCGUACUUUUCAGUUUUAUGCAAAUCCGUGCCAUUCCUUGAAAAGACUUUACUCAGAACAUGACCUCUUUCAUCUCUGCAAUCUGCCCUCUCCUCACCCCUGUGGUGUUGUCAUGUCCAUAGAGUGUAGCCUUCAUUUGGCAGCCUUGUUGCUCAAAUGUGAUUCUGAGCAGAAGAAUUCAACCCUCUAAUUUAUAUGGAGAAUUGUUGACUGUACCCGUCCAUGAUUUCUUUAAAAUGACAUGUAAAUGUGCAUGGCAUUCUGUUUAGAGAUGCGACUGAAGUUGAUUUAUUGAAAUCUUGAAACGCUUGACCUAGUUUGCAAUGCAUGAGUGGGUUUCAGAAUUCUAGUUUAUCUGCAGGUCAUGUUUUUUUUUGUAAUUGUCAACAUCCUGUAACAUGCUAGAAGGUGGAAUGUAUUAUGUUUGGGAUUGAGAAUUAAGAAAUCAAUGUCAACAAUGUGUAUUUUAGGUAAUGUCACAGUCUGUGCAGCUAAAUCUUAACAGAAUCAGUACUCAAUCUAUGACUGCAGUUCAGGUGUGGUUCUCUUGUUCACCUUUUUUGACUUCCUUGAAUCUGUUCAAAUGCAAAUAAAGUUUAUAUUUAACAGG
Rhinichthys klamathensis goyatoka is the source of this 1646-nucleotide messenger RNA. RefSeq names its product nucleophosmin 1a (gene npm1a). Gene Ontology annotation, biological process: ribosomal small subunit export from nucleus; chromatin remodeling; ribosomal small subunit biogenesis. Lineage: Eukaryota; Metazoa; Chordata; Actinopteri; Cypriniformes; Leuciscidae. Gene Ontology annotation, cellular component: cytoplasm; nucleoplasm; ribonucleoprotein complex. The transcript has 11 exons. The record is from RefSeq and is a predicted model, not a curated record. The coding region runs from base 69 to 953 and encodes 294 amino acids. Gene Ontology annotation, molecular function: RNA binding; histone binding; chromatin binding.